AUGCUGCUGCCGGGCUGCUACAGGCGCGGCGCGGCGAGCGGCGGGGGAGGAGCCGCCACCCGGAGGUGCCGCCGGCUGGGCCGGGCGGGGAAGGGACGGGAGGGGAGGAGAGGAGAGGGCCCUCAGGGUUGCGCCGCGCCGCUCAACUCCUCCCCUGUCCGCCUCUCCCCUCCCGCGCAGACGUGGCACCACGCCGGGGAGUGGUGGUCACAGUCGCAGGUGCACUUCAGGAGCCGUAGCUUGCCGAAGAGGGGCAGGGAAGACAGCUGGGGACGGGGGAGCCCCGGAGACAGAGGUCAUCCUGAAGAGGGGAUACCACAAGAAUGUGCAGGAAUGAAUCUGAUCUCAAAGCCUGAAAACACCCUGCAGCAAAUGAACUCUUUCACAGGGAAGGCAUCCCACCUCCUGGCUUUGUUCACUGCUGUCCUCCGCUCCCCUGCAAGGAAUCAGACCGUACCCAGACACCAGCAGCCUCGGGCUUUGUGUGUGCUGGUGUUCCCAGUGCCACACCGCAGCUGCCGUCUGCCCGUUGGGUUUGAGAAGCAGCAGGUUUCUCCGUUUGCUGUCUCUUUUUGGCCUGGUGAGUUUAGAUCAGCGCCCGUGUCUUCGUCCAGGCUGAGUACCGAGUCGAUUAAAUGUGGAAUCGGCAAAGGAUCACAAAUAAAGCGCGUGAAACACUGA
Molecule: messenger RNA, 681 nt
Organism: Colius striatus (speckled mousebird)
Lineage: Eukaryota; Metazoa; Chordata; Aves; Coliiformes; Coliidae
Exons: 3
Coding region: 1-681 (226 amino acids)
Source: RefSeq, a predicted model, not a curated record